This is a messenger RNA of Owenia fusiformis, 1272 nucleotides long. The record is from the annotation of a GenBank genome assembly. Lineage: Eukaryota; Metazoa; Annelida; Polychaeta; Sabellida; Oweniidae.
AAAUGCCAGUAUUACAUGCAUAUAGAUUCUUUUGCAAGUAGGGUCCAUAGUGGACAUCAUAAUAAAAAUCAUCUUAAAUACUAAGCUGAUGGAUUGGAUUUAAUUAGAAACAUCGACUGUGUUCUACUGGGGUCCCCUGAGUAUCACUACGUUGGUGCAGUUCGUUUAAUAGGACUUAAAAUACUUCUGAAACUUUGCUGUGAUAAAAGUGGUGACUAUUUUGAAUUUUUGGAAGAACUUAUGUCAAAACUAUAUGUGAAUUAAUAUAUGAUUAGACAGACGAUCGUCUUUCAGUCAGAUGUUUCGCAGAACUUUGCUAUGUGCACUACUUCUAUGUGCGAUUGUGACUCAAACAGAAGCCAACACAUGCACCACUGCUGACCUGGCAGCCGGAUGCACCGUGGUAGGAUAUGACCAGGCUGCCGCUACUGCGGCGUGUGGUACUAGUAAUAGUGCAGUUGAUGACACAAGCAAUUGUGGACAGUACUAUGCGUGUUCCACUAUUAUUGCUGAUACUCUGCAAACGUGCCCUUCUGGUUAUAAAGUUGAUCUUGUAUCAGGAGGAGACAAGUGUGUCGUUGAUGCGACGUGCAAUGCAGAUGGCCCACCGGGUACAGGCGGACCACCGGGAUUAAAGGGUCCACAGGGGACGCUUAAUUAUGGAACAUUCGGCCCUCCCGGAACAGGUGGACCACCUGCAACAGGAGGGCCACCUGCAACAGGAGGUCCACCCGGAACUGGCGGUCCACCAGGAACAGUUGGUCCACCAGGAACAGAAGGUCCACCAGGAACAUCGGGUCCUCCUGGUACAGGUGGUCCCCCAGGAACAGGAGGACCACCAGGAACAGGAGGUCCCCCCGCAACAGGAGGACCCCCUGGAACUGGGGGUCCACCCGGAACAGGGGGGGGUCCACCAGGAACUGUCGGUCCACCUGGAACUGUAGGUCCUCCUGGAACAGGAGGACCACCUGGAACUGGGGGACCGCCUGCAACAGGAGGUCCACCCGGAACUGGUGGACCACCUGGAACAAGUGGUCCACCAGGAACAAUUGGACCACCGGGAACAGUUGGACCACCAGGAACAGGUGGACCUCCAGGUACCGGUGGUCCACCUGGACUUACAGCAACAGGAGGUCCACCAGGAACAGGGGGUCCACCAGGAACAGUCGGUCCACCAGGCACAAGUGGUCCACCAGGAACGGUUGGUCCCCCAGGAACAAAUGGUCCGCCCGGAUCAGGAGGUCCUCCUGGUACCGAAGGCCCACCUGGUAC